CGUUGCUGCGCUGCCCCGCCGGCCCCGCCCCCGCCCGUCCCGUGCCGGCCGCGCGCGGCCAGGGGCAGCCGCCGCCGAGCCGGACGCAGCAUGACGGCCUUCGGCGCGCAGGCGCAGAGGAUGCUGGUGCCCAGGAGACCACGCUGGUCCUUCUUCGAAUCCCUCAUCCGGACACUCAUCAUCGUGUGUGCCGCGCUGGCCGUCGUCCUGUCGUCCGUGUCCAUCUGCGAUGGCCACUGGCUCCUGGCUGAGGGGCACCUCUUUGGGCUGUGGCAGUUCUGCAUCCUCCCCAGCCAGACUGAGCCUCACUGCCUCCGAGACCUGAGCCAGGCGCGCGUGCCCGGCCUGGCCCUGGGCAUGGUCGUCGCCCGCAGCGUGGGCACCUUGGCUGUGGUGGCGGCCAUCUUCGGCCUGGGCUUCCUCAUGGUGUCGCAGGUGUGCGAGGACCUACACGCGCGGCACAAGUGGGCCCUGGGCUCCGCCCUCCUCCUGGUCUCCUUCGUCCUCUCCUCGGCGGGCCUCCUCAGCUUCGUGGUCCUCCUCAGGAACCAGAUCACCCUCCUGGGCUUCACCCUGAUGUUCUGGUGCGAGUUCACCGCCUCCUUCCUCUUCUUCCUGAACGCCGUCAGCGGCCUUCACAUCAACAGCCUCACCCAGCCCUGGGGCCAGCUAAGGAAACUUUAGCCGCUCCCAGGCGCACCCCGUGCCUUGCUCACUCUGAGGACUUUGGGGUUCUACAGCAAGUGUGGCUGAGACGAGGGCGUUUCUAACACACGUGAUCUCUGGUGGGAGCCAAGUGGGGACAGGAUCGUGGAAACUAC
Sorex araneus (European shrew) is the source of this 821-nucleotide messenger RNA. RefSeq names its product transmembrane protein 37 (gene TMEM37). The record is from RefSeq and is a predicted model, not a curated record. The transcript has 2 exons. NCBI's taxonomy places the organism in Eukaryota, Metazoa, Chordata, Mammalia, Eulipotyphla, Soricidae. Gene Ontology annotation, cellular component: membrane. Gene Ontology annotation, molecular function: voltage-gated monoatomic ion channel activity; calcium channel activity. The coding region runs from base 91 to 684 and encodes 197 amino acids.